UAGGAAAUGUAUCAACAAUUAAGCAUUAGUGGUGGAAUUUCAAAAGAGUCACAGAGUCUUGAUAUGGAUCACAGUAGAUAUCUCAUCGAUUUGCUUCAGAAAGCUGAAUUUAAAGCCAAGAUGAGCUUAUACUAUCUUAAAGAAAGCGGUGAAAACGACAAAAAGGAAGAAGAGAUACUCAGUAAACAAACAAAUUUUAAUGAUAUAAACGAUGCAAACGAUGCAAACGAUAUAAACGACCUUUACAAUUCAUCGCAGAUGUACUGUAAAAACUUAGAAAAGCAGUUAAAUGAUAAGAACGUUGAGAUAAGAAAGAUCCAACUUGGUUCUGAGGAGAUUUCCCGUCACAAUGAAGCGAUGAUGGAGGAAAUAAACCACCUUAAUAAUAGACUUGAAAUGUACCCAAAGACAAUUAAGGAUCUUAAAGCAGAAAUUGAAAAACUCUCUGAAAAGGUCGGUAAGCUGGAGGCACAAAAGAAGUUCAUGGAACAGCAAGCGUUACAGAACGAGGCCAGGCUGCAACAAAGUCACUCAGUCCAACAAGACUUGCACCAGUCACACAUCUAUAUCAACCGGCUCAAGAGAUAUCUUGAUUCUUCCAGUGCCAUGGGAACUGGAUCUCCCCCUCCUCCGGUCCUCCUCUUGGACAAGACAUCACAAACCACUUCAACUGGUAGCACUGAUAAUCAGGACCAGGUACAAUCAGCGCUGAAAGAUCAAUCUCAGACGAUCCGGGAGCUCAGAUCUGAUUUGAUAGGUCUGAGGAGAUCUUGCUCUGAGUUUACUGCUUUAAAUGAUGAUCUGGACAAAUUAAGGGACUUGUUUCAAUCAAACAGUGGUUCAGCUGAUGAAUCUCUACAUGAAAACGGUGUACAUAAAAAUGGUGUACAACAACCUGAAGAUCAAACUACGCCCAUCCCUAUACAGUUCUUAUUGAACGUAGAACGGGUAGAAGUGUUAGGGAGAGUAUUACCACCUGACUCAGACCUGACCCUGACCACGUACACUAACAACACUAACAACACUGAUGUUAUUGUUAAUGAUAACAACUUGGUCUCUACCUUCUCUCUGGACCUUGUUAUUCCUAUGAACGCUCCUCAACAGCAGUUGACAUGGUUUGUGACGAGGAUUUGCCAGCGAAUCAAGGAACAGCGCUCAGUCAUGAUAGUCAUGUUAGGAGAAAACGACCUGACCAUGUACGGUACGCCGCAGUGCCAUGGCCUAUUGCGCCAUCUUGUCAAAUCUCUGUUGUCGAUGAAGAAGACAGAAGAGUUGUUAACUUUGUCCGUUGGCACUUUUGUCAAUAAUCAGAUGUGUGAUGGGUUAAGCGAAUUCUCCAUGCAAGAUGGGAAAGUUACUGCUGUACCAAUUACAGCACUAGAUCUAGGAAUUGAACUACUUUCUCAGGCUGACAUACCAGACGAAGUUGAGCAAGUUCUGCACCAGUUUACAAUCAGAAACAGUGAUGCCAGUACAGGAUCAGUUUCGAUAUUGGAAUGUGAUAGCAUGGAUGCAGAUUCUAGUGAAAUACUGCAUCAGUAUCGGGCCUGUGGUAAAGUUUCGCCAGGAAGCCGACCUAAUGUGCUCUAUGAUACUGUUAAUGCAUACACAGAAAAAGGUGGGGCGGUGACUGUGUUUCUAAACCUAAAACCAGAUAUCCAAUCUACAGCAAACAGUCAGCGGCUUUUAAAAUACGCAUCUCAAAUAACCGGAGUUGAGCCUGUUACCCAAAACAGGAAAAGGGGGAUAUUCUCAUUCAGGAGCUGACACGUGUUUUUUCAUUAAGUGUUCUCCAGAUCAAAGAUUUGGACUUUCAUUUGUUUAAUCCUGGAACUUAGUUUCUAAUUUAUUUGUUUAAAUUAUUUAUCUGAAGACUGUAACAUAGGUCUGUGCCCUGUGGACUGUGGUCACGUGCUUGUUUUCAUAAUUUUGUUAAUUCAAUUUCUUUCUGUAUCGGUUUUUGUAGCAUCGGUAUAAUGGUUUCUUUUCUAUGUUAAGGGUUGAUGUUUGUGAUUGAUUAAUUAUUUGUUAAUGUUAUCAAAUUCCAG
Bolinopsis microptera is the source of this 2048-nucleotide messenger RNA. RefSeq lists its product as uncharacterized. The coding region runs from base 7 to 1767 and encodes 586 amino acids. The transcript has 15 exons. The record is from RefSeq and is a predicted model, not a curated record. NCBI's taxonomy places the organism in Eukaryota, Metazoa, Ctenophora, Tentaculata, Lobata, Bolinopsidae.